GUGGCUUGGAUGCAUUUCGAACAAUCGGCCAUCUUAACUGUACACAAUCAUGUGAUAACGCGAAAUCCACGCAUCAGUGUGACACACGACAAACAUGAUCGCCAUCGCAGCUGGUAUUUACACAUCAACAAUGUCCAGGAGGAGGACAAAGGCCGCUAUAUGUGUCAGAUCAACACAGUGACGGCCAAAACGCAAUUUGGUUAUCUCAAUGUAGUUGUGCCGCCCAAUAUUGACGAUUCUUUGAGUUCAAGUGACGUCAUAGUGAGAGAAAAUUCGAACAUAUCACUGAGAUGUAAAGCCACUGGUAGCCCCAAACCGGUUAUCAAAUGGAAAAGGGAUGAUAAUUCCCGGAUAACAAUUAGUAAAAAUCAUAUAGUCAGCGAAUGGGAAGGUGAUACAUUGGAAUUGACACGUAUCUCUCGCUUGGAUAUGGGCGCCUAUUUGUGCAUAGCCUCAAAUGGAGUGCCACCCACGGUUUCGAAGCGCAUCAAAGUUAGUGUGGACUUCCCUCCCAUGCUAUUGAUACCACAUCAAUUGGUUGGCGCUCCCGAAGGUUUCAAUGUAACAAUCGAAUGCUUUACAGAAGCACAUCCCACAUCACUUAAUUACUGGACAAGAGGUGAGGGACCAAUUAUCCAUGAUUCCACCAAAUACAAGGUUGAAUCUAGCAUAGGAGUGCCUACAUAUAAGACCCACAUGAAACUAACCAUACUCAAUGUGAGCAGUGGUGAUGAUGGCAUUUACAAAUGUGUGGCAAAAAAUCCACGCGGUGAAACAGAUGGCAUCAUAAGAUUAUAUGUUUCAUAUCCACCCACAACGGCGCCCACUGGUAAUUUCCUCACCGAUCCAACACGAUGGGAUGGUGCAUAUGGUUCAGAUUCAUCACGUAGCCAUCAUGGCGCGGAGAAAAAUACACAUUAUCAAACAAAUCUUAAUGAAAUCGCUUUAUCUCAACAAAAAUCUCAACUCGUAGAUAAAACUGCUGGCACGAAUGAUAUCUACGGCCUACCCGGACAAGGUGAAGAGCUGUCAAGUGCUGCUACCGCUACUAUAGGAAAACGCUUGCAAACCCUGGCAUUGUUGUUAAUUUUGUUUAAAUAUAUUUAA
Messenger RNA from Musca vetustissima, 1107 nucleotides. RefSeq names its product lachesin-like. The annotation marks the transcript as partial. Lineage: Eukaryota; Metazoa; Arthropoda; Insecta; Diptera; Muscidae. The record is from RefSeq and is a predicted model, not a curated record. The transcript is spliced from 7 exons. Gene Ontology annotation, cellular component: neuron projection.